Messenger RNA from Astrephomene gubernaculifera, 562 nucleotides. NCBI's taxonomy places the organism in Eukaryota, Viridiplantae, Chlorophyta, Chlorophyceae, Chlamydomonadales, Astrephomenaceae. The record is from the annotation of a GenBank genome assembly.
CACAACGUCGAACUGCGAUGCAUUAUGUGCUUAAAUGAUCUGGCAUUCUGAGCUUUGGAUUAGGGUUCGCGCCGCGCUGCUGGCUCCGUCGGCCGAGGCAGCAGCGGUAACAGACAUCGAUGCGGGACUUCGGUUGCCAUUGAGAGCGCUACUACCAAAGGUUCUCGAGCUCCAAGCUCACGUAAACAAAUGGCUGGAAGAGGCAGGUUGUGCUCAACGACUGUCCGUAGAGGCAGGACGUCUGCAUACCGGCUCUUCGUACAGCACCUUGGCAGCUAGCGUUACCGUUGGGGCUAACACGGGCGGAAAGGACAAACCACCGCUGGUAGCAAUUUUCUGCCACCAGUCAGCGGACUACAUAUGCAUGGCGCUAUCUGUCCUGGCAGCGGGUGCCGCCUUCCUGCCUCUGGACCCCGCCUGGCCGGACCCACGGGUCGCCCUGGUGCUACAGCUGGCGCGCCCCUGCCUGCUGCUCACGACACCAGCGCACCGCCACUUGCUGCCAGCCGCUGUCCCUGCUAGCUGCUCCGUCCACGUUGUCACGCCGGCAGCUCCCGUACAC